Molecule: messenger RNA, 2356 nt
Organism: Histoplasma capsulatum G186AR
Lineage: Eukaryota; Fungi; Ascomycota; Eurotiomycetes; Onygenales; Ajellomycetaceae
Product: beclin 1
Exons: 2
Coding region: 72-1724 (550 amino acids)
Biological process (GO): autophagy; late endosome to vacuole transport; cellular response to nitrogen starvation
Cellular component (GO): phosphatidylinositol 3-kinase complex, class III, type II; phosphatidylinositol 3-kinase complex, class III, type I; phagophore assembly site
Source: RefSeq, a predicted model, not a curated record
UUUAAAUGCUUGCACAACCCAUGUUGAUUCCUGACUACCCUCCAUGAUCGAGAGCUCUCGAUCCCGCAACCAUGUAUUGCCAGAAAUGCCGUAUUCCUCUGAAGGUUGAUGGUUCUCUCGAGGAUUUGAACCCAGCGGCCUUCGACCUACUCAUAGGCUCGACCGGAAAGUCAUUAUCUGACCCAUCCAGCAAAUCUACGUCACGCGCUGCGUUCCCUCCAGAUCGACAGCAACGUUACGACCAAGUGUCACGGCGAGCUACAUCCCCUGUUUAUAAAAGAACCGUGCCCGCACCCCGAUAUAGUACAGGAAACCCACUUGGGCAGUCUCGAACAGGGCCGAAAGAUGGACCUGGCAUGUCGUUUGUCAUGCUAAGUGAGUCUCAAGUGGUGCCUGCGCAUGCCGCUCCAACAGUGAACGGUGAUGUUCGGCGACCAUCAAAAGGAAGUCUACGGAACCUGUCCGAAGCACAAACAACGGAGCAUGGGACCCAAACAUAUUCUGAUCAAAUUGAAAAAACCACCCGUCUAUUCGAGAUCAUAUCUGCGCGUUCUGAUAUCGAUCACCCGAUCUGUACCGAAUGCACCGAGAUGCUCAUCGAAGGGCUUCAGAAAAGGCUACAGACCGCAACAAAGGAACGGGACGCAUAUGUCUCAUUUUUGAAAAAUUUAAAUAACUCCAUUCCAUCUCCAGAGGAAGUACAGGCUGCAGAAGAUGAUCUCAAAGCAACACUACAGGCCGAGGAAGAUGCCUUUCAGGAGCUUCUUGCCCUUGAGAAAGAAAAGACUGCCGUUGACUUAGAGAUUGCUGAGUUAGAGGAGGAGUCUCGCAAGCUUGACCUAGAAGAAGAGCAAUUCUGGAGUGAUCGCAAUGCAUUUGCAUUGAAACUAUCCGACUUCCAAAAUGAACGCGAUGCUUUGAAUAUGAAGUACGAUCAUGAUUCUCGGCAACUUGAGCGCCUUCAGCGGACGAACGUUUAUAAUGACACUUUCUGCAUAGGCCAUGAUGGGUAUUUUGGCACCAUUAAUGGACUGCGUCUUGGUCGUCUCGCAAACCCGUCCGUUGAGUGGUCCGAAAUAAAUGCUGCCUGGGGUCAAACUCUUCUCCUGCUUGCUACUGUUGCCGACAAACUAGGCUUCCAAUUCCAAGGAUACAAAUUAAAACCUUUGGGCUCGACGUCAAGGAUCGAAAAGAUAGAAUAUCCCCAGCAGUCCCCGAAUGCUACCACGUCUCACCGAGGCCCUUCAAGUAAUCGUCCCGACACAACCCUCACACCAAAGAUUACAUCACUAGAUCUAUAUUCCUCGGGUGAUCUUCCCUUGCACCUCCCGUGGCUCCACCGUCGUUUCGAUGCCGGUAUGGUUGCAUUUCUUGAGUGCCUUCGCCAAUUAGGUGAGCACGUGGAGCACACACCCGUAUCGUUACCUUCCCGUUCCCCACCUCCUAGACUCUCCAGAUAUCAAUCCCCAGGAAUUUCUUCGCCAGCGACUCGUGCUCUUCAAGCACAGAUUUCGGGCCUCAAACUGCCGUAUGAGAUCAAACGGGACAAAAUCGGAGAUGCGAGCAUCAAGCUUGGCUUCAACCAAAGUGACGAAACUUGGACCCGAGCUUGCAAGUAUACACUAACGUGCUGCAAGUUCUUGCUGGCACACGCGAGCAAUGUUACAAGCGCGGGAUCUGGUCCUCCUGUACCAGCUACAACCGCGAUUGUGCCGAACCGUUGAGAGCCAAAGUGUACAAUGUUCCGUUGGCAAGGCAUGCGAAAUCUCAAUGUAUGAGAUUAUGUCUAUUUUUGGGUAAAAUGAAUAAGAACGGGAGCCUUUUACGCCCAUAUCUAUACAUAAAAUAGAUCAAGGCUGGUUUAUUCAACCCCGAAAAGGAAUAUUUGCUGGGAAAUCAGUCUACGCCGUUCUGCUCAGCCCAGCUUCCUUGUACGAUACCCCAACCGAUUUUCAAAAAGGCCACCCUUUGCGCCAUUGGCCAGAUUAUAUCCGUCUCUUAUCCGGAACCCUACUCCAUCUCGCAACAUUCUCUAUUGGCUCCUCCACUCAACCCGUUGCUGCCUACAAGAAAAGACUUUACCAACACUCUUCAAGUAGGAUAGCCAUGUGGGAAAUCGGCGGAGAAAGAAGGAGAAAGUUGUGGGUAUGUAUAUAUAACGUGGAAUAAGCCAUCUUGGUCCGUUCAGGUGUCUCGCCUCCAUCCCCUCCACUAAAUCAACAUAUUCCGAACAAAAUGCCUCCGUUCCUGUUAGAAACCAAAGCUUUGUAAUAUGGUAUCAUUGGGGUCGUUUUUGUUAAUAUCUGAAAAUGAAGAAAGAGAGACCUUAGGGCGCAGAAAGGAUUUUGACCACCCG